AUGACUAAGCGUUGCUCAAUCUUGCAAUCCAAACUCCAGGAACUUGAAUCCAAACUCCACGAAGCCUUGCUUCUUCAUGAUCACGACGAUCAACAUCAAUACCUCGCUGAAGACAUCAAGCAGAAAUUCGUGUUCAUUAAGAGUCUCUUAUCGGCUGAGAUUUCUUCUUCUCCUCCAGCAUCGACGACGCCUCAUCAUCUGCAGCACGUGGCUCGGAGGAUCCAUCAAUUGGAGGACGCCUUCCUGAAAUGGCACAGUUCCAGAGGUUUCUCCGGCGGCGAAGAAUUCGAAGUGGCUUCGUCUUGUUCUUGCACCGAAUCGUGCUUCAACGACGAUGGAGGAGAGGCCGGCGGUGAAUUGAACGUCGCUGAAUUUGCAGAACCAGAGGAGUUUCCUGAGGGCUGUAAGGCUAUGGUGGAAUGGAAAGAAACAGAGGAAUGUCCAGAAGGUUUUGAUGAUGAGAAGGAGAAGGCAAUGGCGAAAUGGGAAGGUGACGAGGAGAAAGAGACACAGAAAUUGGGAUCUCUGGUUGACUAUGAAGAUGCAAGAGAUCACUUUCUUGAAGUUGAAGGCCUUGAUCAUGGAGGAUUGGUGAUUAAAAAAGAAUUAGGGAAUAAUGAUGUAAUAUUAGAAAGUAUUGAAAUGACAAGAGAGAAUAGCAAGACAGGUAGCGAAUUAGGGCAUGUUUGUGGUGCAAUGGCCUGUGGGGUUGUGCUUGGGAUGGUCUUUUCUGGGUUCAUGAUGCUCAGAAUUUUAGGCUGCUUUCAGAUUGUAGAUCAAUCAUAUUUUCCAAUUCCAACUUAG
Neltuma alba is the source of this 804-nucleotide messenger RNA. RefSeq lists its product as uncharacterized. The record is from RefSeq and is a predicted model, not a curated record. Bases 1 to 804 code for a protein of 267 amino acids. The transcript has 2 exons. Lineage: Eukaryota; Viridiplantae; Streptophyta; Magnoliopsida; Fabales; Fabaceae.